CGCAUGUGCGAGGCGAACCACAUUAUCCGUUGGGCUCCUGGGCGACGGAUUCAUUCAAGUUCCGUCCGAGCGCGGGUAAAGAACAUGGAGAAGGAGCUGCACGAAUUCUUUGGGGAUUGCCGGAAACAGGAGUUUAGUGCCAAGGAAAUGCGCACCAUAUGCCAACCUCUGAUCUGGCAGAUACGCUUGGCCAAAGUCCAACGAUGGCUGCUCCUUUUGCUACCACUGUUUUUGGUUUUUUUGCUUUGGUUGUACUGCGACACCUUCGCCUGGUGGGCGAGUGCUUUCGGGAGACUACUGCUGGUGCAUGUGCUGCCCUUCUGGGACUGGACACCACACUACAAUGGAAAGUGCCUGAUCCCGCGUGGCGAGCAGCGUGUGGUGACGCAGGCUCCAGCUCUGGGAAGGCAUGAGACUCUGUGGGAGAACUGCGUGCUAUGCGAGUCGCUGGAGGGCAUAGCCACCGCAUCCAAUGUUAGCUACUCAAUGCUGGAGUCGCAGUUCCUGGAACGCGGCCUACCCGUCAUUGUCACCGAUAUCAAUCUGACAACGGAUCUGGAUAGCCUGCUGUGGCUCAUGGACGACAAGGCGCCAGAGGUGAUCUCCAGCGAGGCCUGCGACGUGUCCAGUAAUCUCCUGCUGCGAAAGCUCUUCAGCGUAGAUGCGGCUCUGCAGAAGAUUCGCUCCCUCCAGGCCCAGCCAUCGACUGCCUGGCAUCUCCAGCUGCGCAACUGCCAGUGGAGGGCGGUGAAGGCGUCGCGGCUCUUCCUAGAGCGACCGUACUUCUAUCCCUUGCACCUGGAACCCUACUACUCCAGCUGGCUGCUGAUAUCGCACCAGCAGGGGCGCCCCCAGGCGGAGAUCGACGUGCGUGGCCUGGUCUUUGUUCAGCAGUUAAGCGGACACUUUGAGCUGGAGCUCCGACCCAAGGAGCCCUGUGAUGACGGCCAGUGUCCCAGUCUAAUGAUGCGCCUCGAUGCAGGCGAGGGUUUGCUCUUCUCCACAGACUUGUGGCGCCUCAGCUAUGGUCUGCAGAAGCCCGACCCAAAGCAGAGUUCGAUUGCCAGUAUUUUCGAGGUGGACUGGCAGUUAUAGAUACAAAUACUACUACAACUAUAAGAUAGCACUGGAGUUAUGUUACAGCUUUUAUGGCCAAAUUAAAUUAUUUCCAUCGUUA
Drosophila persimilis is the source of this 1177-nucleotide messenger RNA. RefSeq lists its product as uncharacterized. Bases 4 to 1095 code for a protein of 363 amino acids. The record is from RefSeq and is a predicted model, not a curated record. The transcript has 2 exons. Lineage: Eukaryota; Metazoa; Arthropoda; Insecta; Diptera; Drosophilidae.